AUGGCGGCGUUCAGGCUCAGCAACAACGUGAUCGGGGCGCUCAACCUGGUGACGCUCCUGCUCUCGGCGCCCAUCCUCGGCGGGGGGGUCUGGAUGGCCACCCGCGGCGACGGCAGCGAGUGCGACCGCCACCUCUCCUCGCCGGCCAUCGCGCUCGGGGCGGUCCUCAUGGCCGUCUCCCUCGCGGGUCUCGUCGGCGCCUGUUGCCGCGUCACCUGGCUGCUCUGGGUCUACCUCCUCGCCAUGUUCGCCCUCAUCGUCCUUCUUCUCGGCUUCACCGCCUUCGCCUUCGCCGUCACCAACAAGGGCGCCGGCGAGGCCGUCUCCGGCCGCGGGUACAGGGAGUACCGCCUCGGGGACUACUCGACGUGGCUGCAGCGCCGCGUGGAGAGCAGCAAGAACUGGGACAAGAUCAGGAGCUGCCUCGCCGGCGCCGGCGUGUGCGGGAGCCUGCAGGGCAGGAACGAGACGUGGGCGCAGUUCGUCGCCGCCGACCUCUCCCCGGUCCAGUCCGGCUGCUGCAAGCCGCCCACUAGCUGCAACUUCACCUACGGCGGUGGCACGCGGUGGGGCAAGACGGCCAGGAUGGGCUCGGCUGAUCCGGACUGCGAUGAGUGGAGCAACGACGCCGACGAGCUCUGCUUCGGCUGCCAGUCGUGCAAGGCCGGCGUGGUGGCCACGCUCAAGAAGGACUGGAAACGCGUGGCCAUCGUCAACGUCGUCUUCCUCUCUUUCAUCGUCGUCGUCUACUUCGUCGGAUGCUGCGCGUUCAAGAACAGCCGGCGGGACAGUGUCUACCGCCGCGCCGGCGGGUGGAAGCAGGCCGGAUAUGCCUAAUUUUGUUACUGUUGAAUUUGUUUCAUAUUAUAAAAUAUUUUAGUCUUUUACAUAUAAUCAUAAGCAUCUCCAAUAGCUGCCUAAAAAUAUAGUCCCAAAAAUUAUGGAUUUGGGGCUAGCCAAUAACUUUUGGGCUAAAAAAACAUCCUCAUCUCAUCUCCAAAAGAUGCCUAAAAAUAUAGACCCAAAAACUUUAAAUAUGCCAAUUCAUCAU
Oryza brachyantha (malo sina) is the source of this 1051-nucleotide messenger RNA. Its product is annotated as tetraspanin-8-like. Lineage: Eukaryota; Viridiplantae; Streptophyta; Magnoliopsida; Poales; Poaceae. Gene Ontology annotation, cellular component: plasma membrane; plasmodesma. The coding region runs from base 1 to 837 and encodes 278 amino acids. The record is from RefSeq and is a predicted model, not a curated record. The transcript has a single exon. Gene Ontology annotation, biological process: auxin-activated signaling pathway.